This is a messenger RNA of Aspergillus welwitschiae, 1009 nucleotides long. RefSeq lists its product as uncharacterized. The coding region runs from base 280 to 582 and encodes 100 amino acids. Lineage: Eukaryota; Fungi; Ascomycota; Eurotiomycetes; Eurotiales; Aspergillaceae. The record is from RefSeq and is a predicted model, not a curated record. The transcript has a single exon.
GAUAAUCAUAUCUUAAUCUAUCUCUGAUGCUCUUGGUCACUUAGCAGAAAAUUGUCGAGCAGAAACCCAUGCGUAAUGAUAGUUGCGAUGUGUUUUAAAUCUCUAAUUCAUUAGAAUAACCCAGUACUACCCUCUGAAAGACUGAUGCAGCUCAUCACCCAUAAAGAAUCUCUGUUACGGAGUUGGACCACAACACCCCAUCCUGGACAUCGUUCAUGUUGCUAGCAUGAUGUCAUUAUCAAAAUGACCUUCUACUAGGCGGUCGGAUCAACUAUUGCCAUGGCUUACUGUCCACCAGACUUCAGUACCUGCUUAAGCUUCCCCGGAAUUUCUAAAAUGGAUCUCCAAGAGACCCGCAGCCCCAAUUCAGGACAAUGGGUUCCACUGAUCAACCAUCAGACGCAUGCCACUAUUCACGCCUCAGGGCGAUCUUCAAGAUGUCAAUUGAUCAUCGUCCAACUUUUUAUCCAACAAUCAGGCGGGGAAUUCAAGAAGCUGCAGGAGGCCGCAUUGAACGGACAUCUACAGAUGCCCGAAAAGGAUAACGCAUACCAACCCGACAAGUCUCCGUCUGGACUAUAAGGAGUAGAGUUUCGGAUCACCUUCUCGGUUUCCCGACUUGGUCAAUUUGAGAAGUAAUGUCGAUGGUUGUUUUUAUUUGCUUCUCUGAUGUCGCGUUUUGGGAGCAAUAUCAUUUGGAGCGCUGAACGCGGCCCAUAGCUAUACGAAUGCUCGUAGGCAACCACCCACUUGGAAUCUGCUACUUUUGAAAACCCUUGAGAGUCCACGCUGAGAGGGGAAGGGCGAGAGAUGAGUAAAAGGGUGUCAAUCAAUGCUGCAUUCUUCCCUUGACUAUCGGAAGGCGUAAACAUGCUUCAGUUCUCUCAAAUACCUUUUCAAGCGCCAGCCGUGUGAUCUAUCAUUUUGUUACUCCUAUGAGCACUUGCGACAAGCAAGGGGUCAGUCGCCACAGUAGAGGCCAAUUCAGAGCUACCAUAUCCCAUUAACA